Brettanomyces nanus is the source of this 1842-nucleotide messenger RNA. It is a transcript of the gene LEU4, whose product is annotated as 2-isopropylmalate synthase (Alpha-isopropylmalate synthase) (Alpha-IPM synthetase). The record is from RefSeq and is a predicted model, not a curated record. NCBI's taxonomy places the organism in Eukaryota, Fungi, Ascomycota, Pichiomycetes, Pichiales, Pichiaceae. Gene Ontology annotation, molecular function: 2-isopropylmalate synthase activity. Gene Ontology annotation, biological process: L-leucine biosynthetic process. The transcript has a single exon. The coding region runs from base 1 to 1842 and encodes 613 amino acids. Gene Ontology annotation, cellular component: mitochondrion.
AUGUUCAAAAGAUGUCGUGUAGUGUUACAGAAGGCACUUAAGGAUGAGGUUCGCGGACCAAACUCAUCGUAUUCCAAUAUGCUCAAAGAUCCGUCUACGAAGUACUCUGGAUUCCAAGCUAUAUAUCUUACCGAUAGGACGUGGCCCAACAAUCACAUCAAAAAGGCUCCUAGGUGGCUUGCCACGGAUUUGCGAGAUGGUAAUCAAUCUCUUCCUGACCCCAUGUCUAUAGAGCAGAAGCAGGAGUACUUCAAGAAGCUGGUACAAAUCGGGUUGAAAGAGAUUGAAGUGUCUUUUCCCUCAGCGUCUCAAACGGAUUUUGAUUUUACUCGAUGGGCUGUGAAGAAUGCUCCAGAAGAUGUUGACAUUCAGGUUCUUGUACAGUCCAGAGAGCGUUUGAUUAGAAGAACCAUUGAUUCUCUUGAAGGAGCCAAGCGGGCCAUUGUUCACACGUAUUUGGCAACCUCCGAUCUUUUUAGAAACGUCGUGUUUGGAAUGUCUCGUAAGGAAGCCUUAGAAAAAGCAGUGAGAACGGCCAAGUUUGUUAGAUCUCUUACCAAGGACGACGCAUCCCAACAAAGAACCAACUGGACCUAUGAAUUCUCUCCAGAAUGCUUCUCCAGCACUCCUACCGAAUUCGCCGUGGACAUCUGUCGAGCAGUGAAGGAUGCCUGGGAGCCUACUUUAGAGAAUCCAAUCAUUUUCAAUUUGCCUGCUACAAUCGAAGUGUCCACCCCUAACGUCUACGCAGACCAGAUUGAAUACUUUUGCCGCCACAUUGGAGAUAGAGAUCGUGUGGUAGUCUCUCUUCACUGUCAUAAUGACCGUGGUUGCGGUGUGGCCGCCACAGAACUCGGUCUUCUUGCUGGUGGUGACCGUAUUGAAGGUUGCCUAUUUGGAAAUGGUGAACGUACUGGUAAUGUUGACCUUGUGACACUUGCUCUGAAUCUGUAUACCACUGGUAUCUCACCUGAUUUGGACUUCUCCGACAUGAAGUCUAUCAUUGAUGUAGCUGAGCGUUGCAACAAGAUCCCCGUUCAUCCACGUGCUCCUUAUGGUGGAUCUCUAGUCACUUGUGCGUUUUCUGGUUCUCACCAGGACGCCAUUAAAAAAGGCUUUACAGCACAGGAGAAGAGACGUACUGAAGGUGACAAUUCUUGGCAGAUUCCUUAUUUGACUUUAGAUCCACAGGAUAUUGGCCGUAACUAUGAAGCCGUUAUUCGUGUGAAUUCUCAAUCAGGUAAAGGUGGUGCUGCCUGGAUCGUGCAAAGAAACUUGGGUCUCGAUCUUCCUAAACCUAUGCAGAUCGAUUUCUCCAGCAUUGUUCAGGACACUGCCGAUGGCUUGGGUCGUGAAUUGAAGGCCAACGAAAUUAUUUCUUUGCUUCAGAGCCAUUAUAAUGUUGACAACUGUGCUAAUAACUCAAUUGCCGUGAAGGAUUACAACUUCCAUAAGAUUUCUGAGCAGAGUACACACCUUGAUGCCAUAAUCGAUUUUGAUGGUACCGAAAUAGCCAUUCAUGGAGAGGGUAAUGGUCCUAUUUCAUCCUUCCUUAACGCUUUAUCGAAAGCUCUUGGCAUCGAAAUGGAAGUUGAAACAUACGCUGAGCACUCUGUGGGUCAAGGUUCUAAGACCAAGGCUGCUACGUAUGUCAAACUUUCUUGUAACGGUGUCACAAGAUGGGGUAUUGGAAUGCACGAGUCUAUUACUAGGGCUUCUGUCAACUCUCUUGUCUCUUGUGCCAACAGUCUCAUUAAGGCUCGUGCUCUUUCGGAGGAUUCUGUGAAGACCGAGGACGGAUUUGCAGAAACAAUCGAGAAAAAGGUCAAGGCUAAAUUCUAA